Molecule: messenger RNA, 694 nt
Organism: Paramecium sonneborni
Lineage: Eukaryota; Ciliophora; Oligohymenophorea; Peniculida; Parameciidae
Source: the annotation of a GenBank genome assembly
CGGAAAAUGAAAAAGUAAAUACUUUAAUCAGGAGAGAAAGUCAUUACUAUUGAUGAUAGCAUUAAUUCAAAAUAGCCAACACCUAUAAAACCAGUUGUUUAAUAAUUAUCUGCCUAUCAAUUAUUUAUGAAGGAUAAGAAAGAAGAUGGCAAAUUUUCACUUCAAGUUCUUAGUUAAAUGUGGAAAGAAUUACCUCAAGAUUAUAAAGAAUAGUAAUUAAUAUCUAAUAUUCAAGAGAUAUUAAGAAAAAGCUAGAUAAUUGAAAGAAUAAGUUUAAUAAAAUAAAUUAGCAGCUCCAGAAAGUAAAAUUGUGUAUUUAAUUUAUUAUCAGCAUUCUUUCCUUUAUCUAGAUUAAAAACUAUUUUAAAAGAAGAUGAAUAGAAACCAUAAUUUAAACCAGAAGCUUAUCAAUAUAUGUUGAAAGCUAUUGAAGAAUUUGGGGAACUUCUAUUAAACAAAGUAAAGGAUCAAAUUAAACAAGACUAAAGAAAAACAAUAAAAGAAGAUGAUUUGAGUAAUCAUAUCUAAUAAUUCUCGAGUAACUGUAAUCAAAGAGAAUCAAGAAUUACAAUUUCUAAGUUGUUUAGCCAUUCAUCAUUAAAAAAAGAAAGCUAGUCAAACAUAAAAUUAAUAGGGUAAAUCUAAAACUUCAGGAGCUUUAGAUAAAUUUCUAGAAAAUAAUAAUGGUAUAUGA